Messenger RNA from Syngnathus acus (greater pipefish), 2874 nucleotides. RefSeq names its product nuclear receptor subfamily 1, group H, member 5 (gene nr1h5). Gene Ontology annotation, biological process: cell differentiation; bile acid signaling pathway; positive regulation of transcription by RNA polymerase II. NCBI's taxonomy places the organism in Eukaryota, Metazoa, Chordata, Actinopteri, Syngnathiformes, Syngnathidae. The record is from RefSeq and is a predicted model, not a curated record. The coding region runs from base 998 to 2524 and encodes 508 amino acids. Gene Ontology annotation, molecular function: zinc ion binding; nuclear receptor activity; RNA polymerase II cis-regulatory region sequence-specific DNA binding. The transcript has 11 exons.
GUUCCGCAAGCCACUCCUACAUUUAUUGCCUCUAAAAAAAUCACCAAAAAGGCAGCCCCAUGGUGACCUCUUCAAACAUGCACUUUGCCACUAAGCAAGCACACAUGCACACAAACGGUAAGAGCCCACCCGCUUAGGGUGUAAGGUCAAUGUAAAAAUGAGGCUUCUGUGUGUGUGUUGUGUGGUUGUGAAACAGUGGCAAAAGAGAUUGCGAUGACCGCUUUGUAGGAGUCAGUGAGGGGAAGCGCCCAUCCAUCACCAAGGUUGAACAGAGGCAAUUUAUAAACACAACUCUAGCGGGAAUUUCUUAAUGAGACGCUUUCAGCCAAUACAAACUGAUGGGAUAUCUUGUGAGUCACCCCUGAACCAAAAAAUAAACUUCGAUCUAAUGUUCUUUUAAUGCAGUAUGUGUGCAAAUUAGUGUUUUCAUGCACAAAUUCAAUGGACCUUUCUUUCCCUUCCCAUCACUGUUGUCAAAAAUGGUUUUCUUUGCCCAACAAGUCUGACGUUUAGUGACAAAUUUGCUUUUGCUGACAAAACAAUGACAUCUGGUGGAUCUGCUGCCUUUAUGCAGAGUCACCAGUUGUUUACAUUCCUCCUGCUGAUAAACACGUUGACAUCUUCAGCUAUCGUAACGUUUCCUCAGCAAACACUCAAGGCCAACCAGCUAUGAUAAAAAUAAAUAGAAACAAACAUGAUUUAUGGUGUGUUGAAUUUUUCACUUUAGUGCGCAACUGUAGGAUUUGUGGAAUGAAUGAUGUUCUUAGUGUCUGUUUACAAAGCAUCCUCCUCAUUCUUUUCCAUCUCCCAUGGGCGAGUGAGCGCUCGCUGUCGGGGUGGAGUUCAAACAGGGUGACACCUCUUCAAGAUCCACGGCGACAUCUUACAACCGCAAAUGACGUGGCCGUCUUGGGAGCUGUCUUGUUUUCUCACUGGUCAGAUGUCACUGAAGGAGAACAGUUGCCGUCAGUAAGCGGAGCGAUAAACUUGGGUUCUGAUGAGAGAGUGGACGGACUUGGACAUGAACUUCUCAGCGGGAGGCUUUCUCGCCUCCUCGGACACUUACUGCUCAUCAGAACAGCUACUGUUCUAUGACAUGUUGGCUGACCCUGUGGGCUACCCACUGCCGGACUCUGACCUCCAGCUACUCCCUUACAGCCCACAACAGCCACAGCAGUACAAUCCAGCCAGUACGUCCUUCCCGCUCUACGGAUCGCCAUCGUCCUCCACGUCCUCAUCCUCCUCGCAGCUCGGCCAUACUCUCUAUCAUUUUGGUUCGGACUUCCUGGAGGGUCCCUGCGAUCCCAUCCCCCUCGAGCACCACUGUGAGGGCCUGCCUCAGGGCCUUGGGUUAGCAGGUUUUCCCGCGGUACGGAGGCCACGCGUCGGCUCCGUCGGCAGGAUCCGAGGUCAUGAUGAGCUUUGUGUGGUGUGUGGGGACAAAGCGUCGGGGUAUCACUAUAACGCGCUCACCUGCGAAGGAUGCAAAGGUUUCUUCAGGCGUAGUGUGACCAAGAAAGCCGUGUAUCACUGCAAGAGAGGCGGCGCCUGUGAGAUGGACAUGUACAUGCGGAGGAAAUGUCAAGACUGUCGCCUCAGGAAGUGUCGCGCUGUGGGAAUGCUGGCUGAGUGCCUUCUGACAGAGGUUCAGUGUCAGUCAAAACGACUGAGGAAAGGAGGAAGAGGAAGAAGACAGGGGGGAGAUGAGAGCCCGGACAGCAAGCAGGUCAGCUCCACCAGCAGACUACACGGACAGGUCAUUGCAUCCAGCUUAAGCCGAGACCAGAAGCACACCGUGGACAAGAUGGUGGAGGCUCAUCGAAUGUGUCGAGCCCACUACAGCGACCGCUACAGGGUGACAGCAUGGCGUCCCGUUCAAAUACACCAAUUUCGUUGUGUGCCGUUCUCACCUUGUAUUUAUGCUCAGAUGUUUGAUUGGCCGUGUGCUGAGGAAGGGGAGGGGCUUUUGGAUCUUGCGUCGCCUCACCUUCAAAGAAUUCUGCAAUUUGCCAGGACAGUGCCUGGUUUCGACUUGUUGGACUUGUCGGAUCAGCGCUGCCUCUUGUCAGCAUCCUCACUGGAUCUCAUGUUCUUGCUGUCAUCCCAGAAUUUUGCUACUAACCCUACUGCAAAACCUGCUGCAGUGCUGCAGCUUUACAGCCCAUCAACACACAGCUGUCUGAGAUUCGUCAGCUCAAAGGACAAUUUCCAAAGAUGCAACGAGGACCUCCUGAGCCCUGUGCACAACUUCUUUCAGAGCAUGGUGGCGUUGGAAGUGACCGAGGCCGAGUACACCCUGCUCGGUGCCACUGCUCUGCUCUGCUCAGACAGUUCGUCACUAUUGGCUGCCAGCUACGUGGAAAAACUGCAGGAAUUGAUCCUGGACCUACUGUCUCGCAUGUGCGGGACCCGAGUAGCUGGAGGCGGGCCGCGGCGGUUUGGUCGUCUUCUGGGGCGAUUGACAGAGCUACGAACUCUUCGUCACAACUACCUCCUCCUGACCCGAUCCAACCAUGGACCCUAAUAAUAAUAAUAAGGGAUGGAGUGCAAGGUCUUUUUGAGUCACAUGUUCUCCAUCCCAGGCAUUUUUUGACCGGCACAAAAACUGCUUGUGUUGGCUUAUGCAGCUCUUCUAGUCCAUUCCAUUUUUUUGACAGAUUCCUCAUAAGGACGGGUGGGAAAAAUAUGGUAGGUUGGCUACAUACGGCCCACUUCAAUUUUUAAUCUGGACCACAAUGAGUUUACAUUGUCAAGAGUUAUGUGGGUUGCAUUAAUUUAGCAAUUUCUCCCCUCUAAAACUUUGGUUAGCUGAUGAAAUAUAUUUAUUUUUAUUUAUUUUAUUCAUUUAUGUCAUUUAGUUAUGGUUACUUGAGU